Messenger RNA from Danio aesculapii, 2084 nucleotides. Its product is annotated as NLR family CARD domain-containing protein 3-like. NCBI's taxonomy places the organism in Eukaryota, Metazoa, Chordata, Actinopteri, Cypriniformes, Danionidae. The transcript has 4 exons. The coding region runs from base 1 to 1986 and encodes 661 amino acids. The record is from RefSeq and is a predicted model, not a curated record.
AUGCACAAACUUUUAAGGCUGCAAAAGUUCUUGGAAACUCACAAAUCCUUCAUGAAGAAGAAAGCAGAACGCAUUUUUGAAGGCAAGAAAGAAAAUGAAGCACAUCUUAAGGACAUAUACACCGAACUGUUCAUCACCGAGGGAGACGUUGAAGACAUCAAUCGAGAACAUGAGAUUAUGAAGAUGGAUGAUUCUUUUAAAACCAAGAAAGCACAGGACAGAUCGAUCAAAUGUAAUGACAUAUUCCACUUGCUGAGGGAAAAUAAUGAGAGGAAGAUUGUGCUGACCAAGGGCAUUGCUGGCACUGGAAAAACCAUCUCUGUACACAAGUUCAUUCUAGACUGGGCCGAAGGAAAAGCCAAUCAGGAUAUACACUGCUUAUUCCUGCUUCCAUUCAGAGAGAUUAACGUGAUUAAAGACAAAAAGCUCAACCUCCAUGAGUUUCUACAGGUAUUUUACCCUGAACUGAAACACUUGGCGAAUUCAAAGUUAUACACCAAGUGUAAUCUAGCACUCAUAUUUGAUGGACUUGAUGAGAGCCGACUGUCUUUAAAUUUUGAAAGUGGAAUUCUGUCGAGUUUUGAGGAAAGAUCACGUGUAGAUGUGCUUUUUACAUGUCUCAUUAAAAAGACAUUGCUUUCGUCAGCACUCAUCUGGGUGACCUCGAGACCAGCAGCAGCCAAUCAGAUCCCUCCUCAAUAUGUAGGUUUGUUCACAGAGGUGCGAGGAUUCACUGAGCAACAGAAAGAGGAAUACUUUAGAAGGAGAAUCAAAGAUGAGAAACGAGUCUCCACGAUCCUCUCGCACAUUAAAACAUCUCGUACUCUCUUUAUUAUGUGCCACAUUCCUGUGUUUUGUUGGAUCACGGCUACGGUACUUCAGAAUAUUCUCAUCAGGAGCAACACAGGGACAAUCAGAACAACUCUCUCUGAGAUGUACAUUCACUUUUUACUCAUACAGAUGAACAUGAAGAGCCAGAAGUAUGAUGGAAGAGAAGAAAGGGAACGUAAAAAGCUUUUAGAUUCAAACCGAACAAUGAUUUUGAAGCUAGCUAAGCUAGCAUUUGUACAGCUGAAAAAGGAGAACAUUGUGUUCUACGAGGAAGACCUAAGAGAAUGUAUUAUUGACUUGAGCGAAGGGUCAGAGUCCACAGGAAUGCUGACUGAGUUAUUUCUGAAGGAAGAUGGACUUCAUGAAACGAAGGUCUUCUGCUUUGUGCAUUUGAGUGUUCAGGAGUUCCUCGCUGCCGUGCAUGUGUUCCUUUGUUAUCUGAGUAAGAAAAACGAGGAGCUUCGGUUUUUCUUUGACGAGCCAGUAAAAGAAAUCAGACUGCAAGAUCUGCUACAGAAUGCAAUUAAUAAAACUACUCAGAGUGGGAGAGGGCAGCUGGACCUGUUCCUGCGGUUUCUGUUGGGCAUUUCAUUGGAAUCCAGUCAGAAACUUCUUGAAGGUCUGCUCCCACACAAAGAGGACACCACAGACAGUGUCUUACAACUAAGUCAAUACAUUAAACAACUACAAGACAGCAACCGAAUCUCAGAGGAAGCUUCGGUCAACCUGUUUUACUGCUUACUUGAGCUGAAGGAUCAUUCUUUAUUGGAGCAAAUUCAGAAGUACAUCAGUACAGAGGAAUAUCCCGGAAGAAAACUCUCACCUUCGCUGUGUUCGGUGAUGACCUAUGUACUGCUCAUGUCAGAAAAGGUGCUGAAUGAGUUUAAUCCAAAGAGAUUUGUGUCAUCGAUUGCAGACUGCAUGAGAUUUGUCCCAGCUGUGGCGUGUUGCAGAAAAGCCCUAUUUGAUGGCUGUAGUCUUGAUGAAACAUGCUGUGAAACGGUGUCUUCAGCUUUACAAUCGUCCAACUCUCAUCAGACAGCACUGGAUCUGAGUAACAAUGACCUGCGGGAUUCAGGAGUGAAUUUUCUUUCUGUUGGACUGAAGAGUUCAAACUGUCAACUGAAUUACUCAGAUUGGCAGGUUGUAGAUUGACUUGUGAGUGCUGUGAAAGCUUGUCUUCAGCUCUGCAAUCUUUAAACUCUCAUCUGAGAGAGCUGGACCUGAGUAACAAUGAUCUGCAGGAUUCAGGA